Knipowitschia caucasica is the source of this 978-nucleotide messenger RNA. The record is from the annotation of a GenBank genome assembly. Lineage: Eukaryota; Metazoa; Chordata; Actinopteri; Gobiiformes; Gobiidae.
AUGGCAUCGGGCAAAGGAGCCGGGAGACAAGCCUCCAUGUGGGAUAAUAUGCGGAUACGAUUUAUCAUCUGUUUUCUUGGAGUUUUUGUCUGUUAUUUUUACUACGGGAUCCUCCAGGAGACGAUCACAAGAGGAGACUAUGGCCAUGGAGAAAAGUUCAGAUUUGCCCAAACUUUGGUGUUCAUCCAAUGCGUCAUCAACUCCCUAUUUGCUAGAAUAUUAAUCCAGUUAUUUGAAGGAACCAAACCGGAUCCCACUAAAAACUGGCUGUAUGCUGUGUGUUCUUUGUCCUAUGUCGGGGCCAUGGUGUCGAGUAACUCAGCCCUGCAGUUUGUCAACUACCCCACACAGGUGCUGGGGAAAUCUUGUAAACCCAUACCAGUCAUGAUUCUCGGAGUGACGAUUCUGAGGAAGAGAUAUCCUCUGGCCAAAUACCUGUGUGUGCUGCUGAUUGUGUCCGGAGUGGCUCUGUUCCUCUACAAGCCCAACAAGAGCUCCGCCGUGGCUGAUGACCACGCGUUCGGCUUCGGAGAAAUCCUACUGUUGGUGUCUCUCACGCUGGACGGUCUGACCGGAGUGGCUCAGGAUCACAUGAAGGCUCGUUUCCAAACCACUGCCAACUACAUGAUGCUGAAUAUAAAUCUGUGGUCCACUCUGGUGCUGGGGCUCGCUGUGCUGUGGACCGGUGAGGUGUGGGACUUUUUGAGUUUCACCGAACGCCACCCGAGCAUCAUCUACAACAUCCUUCUCUUUGGGCUGACCAGUGCCUUGGGGCAGACGUUCAUCUUCAUGACUGUGGUCUACUUCGGCCCUCUGACCUGCUCCAUUGUGACCACCACCAGAAAGUUCUUCACCAUCCUGGGCUCCGUGAUCUUGUUUGGAAACGUCCUGACCUCCAUGCAGUGGGUCGGCACCAUCUUGGUCUUUUUAGGUCUUGGAUUGGAUGCCAAAUUUGGGAAGGGCCCCAAGAAGCAUUAA